Molecule: messenger RNA, 5086 nt
Organism: Phyllopteryx taeniolatus (common seadragon)
Lineage: Eukaryota; Metazoa; Chordata; Actinopteri; Syngnathiformes; Syngnathidae
Gene: strbp
Product: spermatid perinuclear RNA binding protein
Exons: 21
Coding region: 669-2915 (748 amino acids)
Cellular component (GO): precatalytic spliceosome
Molecular function (GO): single-stranded RNA binding; double-stranded RNA binding
Source: RefSeq, a predicted model, not a curated record
CCUCAGCUCAGUGCUCGCAAGGCACAAGGAGAAACCAGCGGGCGGCACCGGGCUCUCGUUCCUCAAAGCCGGCUGGUGGGGACUUUUCGUAGCACUCGUGGACAUUGCCACAUUUUCUUUUCUGUUUCAACCGGGACUGUCUAUUUUUUAGGGUAUUUUUUUAAUACAUAUAUAUUUUUAACCCAUUUGGAUUCUACGUGGACUUGGCACCGACGUUUUCCACCCCACCGCGCAGUAUAACGCCAGAGGUAAGGGAGAGAGUGUAGUUGCAGGUGUCGACGGGUCGUCUAUUCACCUCCUAAUGAUGAUGGAUGGCCAAACUGGAGAGAGCAAGAACGCAGGCAGAAGCUGAGCGAAUUGGGGAGAUUAAGAAAUAGCAGCAGGAAGACGCUGCUGCAAAGAGAGAGUUCUCUUGGUAACGGACCUUGAACCUGAGUCCUGUGGAGAAGUGGUCUGAAAAAGAGAUUGGAGGACAAAGCGAGGUGCAUCUUCUCAUUGAGUAGUGGCUACGGUGACGGAGGAGCACAUGAGGAGCGGUGUGACAGUAGCAUCCUGACCAGUAACCUUGCAACUGCACCACCCCCUUACGCCUGGCAACCCCCAACAGCUGGCAUUAGAAGGAAGGAAGGAAGGAAGGAAGCCAGCCUACGACCACUCCUCCUCUAGGCAUGAGGUCCUUCCGUUCCUUAAGCAAUGACGACCGCCAUGUCAUGGCGAAGCACUCCACUAUUUACCCGUCCUCUAACGACUUGGAGGCAGUUCAGACACUAGUAUCCAAUGUGGAGUGCGCCCUCAAACACGUCUCAGACUGGCUGGAUCAGACGAGCUUGGAGGCCCAUGGUCAGCUUGAAAGCCAAGUGCCAAACAGUACCGAGGAUACGGAGCCUGCCGAGGAGGAUGAGGGUUCUAGUGAUUGCUACAGGGAGUCCAGCAGUGGUAGAGUGCUGUGCGGAGUGAUGAGAAUUGGCCUGGUUUCGAAAGGCCUUCUGAUAAAAGGCGACAUGGACCUGGAGCUGGUGUUGAUGUGCAGAGACAAACCCACGCCGAUGCUGUUGGACUCGCUCUGCCAUAACUUACCUGGGAAAAUAGAGAAGCUGACAGAGGAGAAAUACGAGGUCACAAGCUCCCUGCCCGAGGCGGCCAUCGUGGUACGGAGUAUGACGGAGCCCAAACUUACACUGAAGAUCACCCUUACCUCUCCAGCCAUGAGAGAUGAUGAUGAUGAGGAGGAGGAGGAGGAAGAAGAAGAAGAAGAAGAAGAGGAACAAGAGGAGGAGGGGGAAGAAGGGGAGGAGAAUGAGGAGUUACAUGUGGAGGGAGCUGAGGAGGUGGAUGCAGAAAAGGAGGAAGAAGUGGAGGAUCAGGAGAAGAGGAAUGGCCACGUGUUGGGUGCUGCUGCGCAAAGAGUGGAGGCUGAGGAGGAGGAAGAGGGAGAGGUGCUGGAUAGACACAGAUGUCUGUUGGCCCUGGCAGCGCUGCGACACGCCAAGUGGUUCCAGGCUCGAGUGAAUGGACUCAAGUCCUGCGUUAUCGUUCUCAGGAUACUUAGAGACAUGUGCAAUAGACAACCCACCUGGGAGCCUCUUAACGGAUGGCCAUUGGAACUGAUCUGCGAGAAGGCCAUUGCCACCUGCAACAGACCCCUUGGGGCAGGAGAAGCCUUGCGCCGGGUCAUGGAGUGUCUGGCCUCAGGCAUACUGCUACCAGGUGGUCCAGGUUUACGCGAUCCGUGUGAGAAACAGCCUACAAACACAUUAGCCAACCUGACAGAUGAGCAGGCGGAAGCCAUUACCUACAGCGCACAGCGCGCUCUCAGGCUCAUGGCAUUUGGACAGAUCUGCAAAGUGCUGGAGAUGGAGCCUCUUCCCUCAAAUAAACCAUUGCAGAAAUACCCUUGGUGUGACAAAGAAGGCUUGGGUCUGAAAAGGCCAUACGAUGACGGAAUGAUGGACGACAAGGACCUCAUAAAGAAGAUGAAGAGGAAUCUUAGGAGAGUUCUCGACGGCAAAGCCAUAGACUCCAACCAGCCAAUGAAUGCCCUGAUGCGGUUGAACCAGAUUCGUCCAGGGCUGCAGUAUCGCCUGCUAUCCCAGUCGGGCCCUGUUCACGCCCCGGUCUUCACUAUGUCUGUGGACCUGGAUGGAACCAUUUACGAAGCAUCGGGGUCCUCCAAGAAGACCGCCAAGCUCCAUGUUGCCGUCAAGGUUCUCCAGGCGAUGGGCUACCCUACUGGUUUCGACUCAGACCUGGACCCCAUGAGCUCGGACGAGAAGUCUGACAGCGAAGGCAAGAGCGAGACGUCCUCUCACACGAGCAAUAACGUAACACACUCCUCAGACAGCUCCAACACACUGGAGGUGCGAACUCAGGGCCCCAUACUGACGGCGAGUGGGAAGAACCCUGUCAUGGAGCUAAACGAGAAAAGACGAGGUCUCAAGUAUGAGCUCAUCUCUGAAAGUGGAGGCAGCCAUGACAAGCGCUUUGUCAUGGAGGUGGAGGUGGAUGGACAGAAGUUCCGUGGGGCGGGCCCCAACAAAAAGGUAGCAAAGGCCAGUGCUGCUUUGGCCGCGCUGGAAAAACUCUUCUCUGGUCCCAAUGCUGCUGCAAACAAGAAAAAGAAGCUACUGCCUCAGACCAAAGGAGCUUUGGCUGCGGCAGCAGCAGCCUCAGCAGUGGCAGCUCAGGUAGCCCGAGGAAGAGGAAGAGCCACCCUCGCACGGGGAGCUUUCGUCAGCGCCGCAGCACCAGGAUACGUUACGCCAGGCUUCGGAACGCCGUACGCUUACAGCCCCGCCGCCGCCGCAGCUGCUCCUGCUUACGGGGGUCUUUUCAUAGACAAUCCCUUCUACCAGCCGCGGACCCUCGCGCCCUUCAUCAUCCACCUGGGCCCCCAGGAUCUCUUCUCUGAGUUCUAAAGGAGACGGCAAGUUUUCGGACCCCCCCACCUCGUUACACGUUACCCUGCGGCGGCUCACACUUCCUUCCUGUUUUUUUUGGUUUUUUUGCCUUUCUAUUUUUGCUGCUGCACUCACAGAUUUCUAAACAAGCAGCAGAAGGUGACAGCUCCUCUCUUCUUCUUCUUCUCGAUGAAGCGGAGACAUCAUGGUGGGAGGAGGAGGACUGUGAGGGUGAGGGGCGGGGCGUACUUUCCCCUAAAGCAAUACUCGUAUUUGACGAGAAAAGCGUGAAUGGGCUGGUCUUAAUAGCAAUAGCAAACACAUGAACUCCUCUCUUCAAGAAGAAUGUCCAGCGACUUCAUGCGGCGUUGCAAUAGCUCGUCUUGAUUGUAUCCAAAAUAUGUGUGUGUGAGUGUGUGUGUGUGUGUGUGUACGUGUGGAUAUGACAUACACACACAUACAUAUAUAUAUAUAUAUAUAUAUAUAUAUAUAUAUAUAUAUAUAUAUAUAUAUAUAUAUAUAUAAGUAUGUAACUGUUUGUUGACUAUAAUAUUACAACAAUGUAUGUAUGUAAAUACAUUUUAAAGGAUAACUUAUUGGUAUAAAUUAUUUUAGGAUGAUACAGUGAAAUGUACCUAUAAUAACACACUAUAGCUUUCUUCCAGUUUUCUAUACACGAGCAAAUUGUAGGAGAACCAAUAUUAUUCCUAUUAAUCGCCGCUCUUAGAGUAAUAAUGACGCUCCCUUCCUUUCUGGAUGUCGUUCUGAGCCUUUUCCAAGAGCUGCUCGCUUCCUCUGAUCAGCUAAUCACGCAGACACACAAACACACACACACACACACUUGCUGUCAGAAAGCACAUGUUCUAAAGUCUCACUGCUGGCAGGGAAUGCGCUACGUGUUUAUUUGUUGUGUGUACAUGUGUGAGUUUUGAGUGUGUGCUCAUCUGUGAAACAUGUCCAGUCAGCUCUGAGGGGCAUUUGCUCGUUCACCUUCAGAAGCAAAAGCACACACAUCGCACUGCAUACUGACUUGAUAUUGUACGAAAACACGGAUUUCUAGCUAACUCAUUGCACAUCUAACUUUUCAACCUAACUAAUUAGGAGUUAAUGCUGCAUCAUUAGGGUAGAAAGUGUCCUCUUAACAUCGGAAUGUGGUCGGAGUAUUCAUUGGCUGUUCUUUGACACUUUUGGAAUAUUAGUCCUUUCAAUUGCCAUUUCUUUAGUUUUGCUGUGUGUAGUUCAGCUGCACGUACGUACGAUUUCACAUGUGCGGUGUGCUGCGUCGUAGCGCCGUUGCACACAUUUACCGUCAUUGUAGGGACCGGUUGUGUUUUCAAGGGCUUGCUUGUUGGUUGGUUUGUUUGCUGUAUUUUGAUAUCACAUGAAUAAUGGAGAAUUGAAAUGAGGGCGUUAAAACGAAAUUUACACGCAAAAAAAGUGUACUGAUUCGAAUUUAAACUUCAAAGUUGCCUACUAAAAUCAUUUCAGUUUAACAACAAUUUAAAGGUCCCACGCCAUCAAUUUUAUCGAGGGAGGAGCAAAUUGCUCAGAGGAUGUUGGCGAAAAUAUAAAGAGAGUAUAGAAGCUCCAGCUCGCUCUUAUUCAAUAUGUGUCCACGUGCGAUCCUCGUCGCUGACGCACAUUUUGGUGACAAUGACGUCAAGCUUCGCUAUGUCAUCCACAGGUACAUUAUAAAUGAUAAAUAUAGUUAAGUGUUGUUGUGUCACAGACUCAUUUUGACCCAUGUUAUGCAUACAACUUGAAAAAAAACAAAUGUUGAUAUCGAAUGGGACCUUCUGUAUUGCUGCAUACCCACCCCCACCCUCCAAAAACAAAACAAGUCAUGUUUAUUCCAGGUAUGAUAUGGAGUUUUCCGUGCCACUCUAAUUGAUCAAUGAGGAACGAAUCACAAGCGGGUCGGAUCCAUUCUUUCUUUGAGAAAACGGCAUGUCUUUCAAAAUCCUUCCUAGUAUGCAUACUCAUAACAAUCUGAUCCACGCUACACAGUACAUCCUGAUAAAAAUCUCAUCCAAUCAGUAACUGCACAAUCUCCCCAUUUCGCAAGCAAUGUACAAGGUAGAAUUGAAUUGUUCUUGCUUCACACCUCUUCUGUCAUUGAACAUUUGCGGUUUGUCUUGUUUUAACGUGAACAUCACCAACCUUUUUGAAAUAGAGAUGUUUUCACCUCU